This is a messenger RNA of Aethina tumida (small hive beetle), 2058 nucleotides long. RefSeq lists its product as uncharacterized. The transcript has 5 exons. The record is from RefSeq and is a predicted model, not a curated record. The coding region runs from base 421 to 1842 and encodes 473 amino acids. Lineage: Eukaryota; Metazoa; Arthropoda; Insecta; Coleoptera; Nitidulidae.
GUGAAUUAUAAAGAAUUCCAAAGAUAUCAAUAUUAAAGUGUUAUUGUACAUAUUCGAAGUGUUAAGCUGGUGUCUCAAUAGAAGUACUGAAAGUAAUCUAAAGUGGCCUUUAAAUUCUUUUGAUUUUUUUAUUUUAUCAGGUAAAAUGAGGGACGCGCACACAAAGUGGACUUGCGCCGUGGUGGAAGGCAUUGGCGCGUGUUAAAAUACUUUCAAACAACUCAGUGCGAUCGCAGCCGGCAUGUGAACAGUCGAAAGGGUCUAUCCACAGGCCAGCUAAAAUUGAAAUCCAUGUGCAUAACGUGAACACAGUGAUUGAAUCCUGGAAAAAUAAAAAAACAUUAUGACAGUGACCGCUCCCGAUUUAAACGGACAAUUUAUCCUGUUUUAAAAGUGCACGUAAACAUUUUUAAGGAAAAAAUGAGUGAAUUAUUGGAAUUUGACGUCGGUAGUGAGUUGGAGGAUAUAAAUUAUAAAUGUUGUUUCUCGCGGUCGGUGGUUUUGAACGCGAGAUACAAACACAAAACGCAAUCGAAGGAACCGGACGAAUCCAGGAGCGAACGGGAGACCGCCAAACCGGCGUUCGUCCGUCCUUUGAAAGCCGGCACGUACGAUGUUCGCAAGACUUCUAGAAGCAGCUUGGAUGACACUAGGCGGCUGUCUUUGGGCAGCAUCAACGGGAGCAUCAGAAGUUCAAGUUCGUCACGUUCUUCGGACAUUUCAGUUGAAAACAUAAUGCUUCAAUCGAAAGUCGACACGUUGCAAUGGCAAAUCAAAGAGAUAGAGAAAAGUAGGGAGAUGUACAGGGCGGUUAUGAAGCAGGUGGUGGCGUUUCUUGAAAAGUCUCACCACAGUUUAGAACUGUUAGGGAAUAGGAUAAACACGAAACAGUCAGUGCCUAGAUCCAGGAGCGAUCAUCACAUGAGUCUAGAUCUGUCCAAGCAGGAAGAAAACUCAUCCGACACGUUAACGUGCGCGGACAAAUCGAUGACUUAUUCAGAGAUAUCGUGGAGAAGACAUAAAAAACCAGAAGUAUCCCCGGAAGAAAUACCUCCGGAGAAAUUAGCUCAAGAGGCGUUCCGGCUCCUACGAACCGCUCAAUCGUUGUUGAACACUCGCGAGCCGGAUCUGGCCCACGUGAAGAACGAGCCUGAAAACAACAUUGACUUUUUGGUGUCCCUAGCGAAGGAGUUUCCACUUGCCAACGAGAACAGACCGCAAAGGACGACGUCCUUUUCCCUAUGCCCGAAGUUGAUCUUGCCCGACGAGGUGAAGACUUCAAUCCCGCUUAACAGAAAGUUGUCCUUGCAGUUGAACGAAACCAGAAGGAAUUCGCUGAGUAAAACUUACAGAAACGUGGACUCCGCUCGGGGAAGUUUCGCCGAGAACGAUGACUUCGUUACGUCGUCCAUAAAUGAAACGUCGACGGCAACGUUCACCGUUCAGAAACCCAAAUAUAAAGAAUCCGAAAAGUCGACGUCUCCCUCGGCAGGCAGCAUAAGCUCCGUGGAAGACGAAAGCGGCUUUUCUUCCAUGAAUUCGUUCCAAGAUGUCGGGUUGCCUAUAAUGAACUCCACGAUGUUGGAUGAAGUGUCCACCAAAAACGCAUUGUUGAGGAGCAUGCUCCACAAUAGCAACGGUUUGAGCUCACUUGAACCAACAUCUCUAAUUGAGACCACUCUGGUUCCCAGUACUAUUGAGGAAAAAUCCGACGACCGGAAGGCAAAUAUUGAUGACAUAAAAUUGUGGCAAACCCCAAAUUCGACAGCGUCACACAAAAGAUGGCACUCUAAUCCAGUGGAUGAAACGAAUUCUAACUCGAUGAAAGUACUUUGGGUGUAAUUUUUGUAUUAUUAUGAGUUGUAUUAAAUUUUUCUGGAAGCCAUUUCUUUAAAUUAUUGUAAAAAUUGUGAUAAAUGUUUAAGUUAUUCAGUUUAUCUUAAAAUUAUCAGACGCACUCUGCAAUAUUGUCGUGAAGCGAAUUUUGUGUAUUUUUAUUAUAAUAAUUAGAUUUGUUACAUGUACGAGUAGUUUACGUGAAAAAUAAAUAUUUAUAUA